CUGCAUGUGACGCCAUGGCUGGGCGGGGCUUGUUUUCAAACCCAGACGCAGGCUCACAGCAAUGAAGAUGGCGGCGCUGGGGUCCGCCAAAUCCGCUGGACUGGGACAGAGAAGCGCUCCUCUGAGUCUGGAGGAGGCGCGGUGCCCGGUGUGCUCCGAGAUCCUGCUGGAGCCGGUGACGAUGCCCUGUGGACACUCGGUGUGCCUGCACUGCUUCCAGCGCACGGUGAAGCUGACCAGCCUGUGCUGUCCGCUGUGCCGGCUGCGGGUGUCCAGCUGGGCCCGGAAACAGUCCCGGGAGAAGAGCCUGGUGAACGCCGAGCUCUGGGAGCUGAUCCGCCUCAGCCACCCGGAGAGAUGCAAGCGGAGGAUGGAGCAGAGGGACGGACAGACCGCCGACGGAGAAAUUUUUCGUGCACCUGUACCAAUUCAUAAAUCUGGAGAAAUGCGUCAAGAGUACGAGAAACAAAAGAUGAAGGGUGGAAGCAGUGAAGAAACCGAAGAGAGGAAGAAAAAAAUCCACAGAAAAGAAGAGUGUGGGAUGCUGAAACUUUGUCAAUACCCCUUCUGUGGGGUGUCAGACUCGGAGAAUGAAAAGCCGGUGGGAAAGAGGACCAGACAUGUCUCGGCAUUUGUGCGAAAAACAAGAUGCUCCCCUGCUUUCAGUAGAGGUUGUCUUCAUAGCAGUGCUGUUCAGAGGAGCAGGAGCUGUACAGAUUCUGAGGAUGGAAGAGGAAAAACCAGAGGUCACACACAUCACGUCGUUCCUGACAAGGCUAUCAUCACUCAUAGUUACAACGCUGGAAUCCUUCUUUCCUCGGAAAACAGUCGCUCUUUCUCAGCCCCGGUGCUGAGCCUAGAUAAGAGACACCACUGGCGGGGCAUCCACACCUCAUCCGCUUCACUCAUACUUCAAACAAAACCAGAGAGGUCCAUUAGCCCCGAGAGCAACGAUAGCAUAUCGGAAGAACUCAACCAUUUCAAGCCUAUUGUCUGUUCGCCGUGCACUCCACCCAAAAGGCUGCCCGAUGGGCGACUUUUGGAGCCUACUAUCGUGAAGUCAACCCCAAGGAACUUGACACGCUCUCUGCACAAGUCCACAAGCUACGAGGCCAGUCCGACUAUCUUGCAGAAGUGGAAGCAGAUUGAAGUUGAUCGUCACUGCAUCAAGGUGACCUCAAAAGGUACAGUCACGAGUCCGAUCGCAGAGGAUCUAAGCCUUAAACUGAGUUCCGUUGAAGAACAGGACAGCCAAAUCUGCAGCUGUGCUGUAGCCAAGGACAGCUCGCAAGACCAUCAGUGCAUUUGUGAUUCAAGUGCUAAGGAUCGGAAGGAUAAACCUGUAGUCUGUAAUAAACGACGGCUUGUAUUUGAUCAGUGUACCCAAGAGGAAGCUAGCGCUCACAUCAGUUCGGCAACUCAAAUCAUUUCAGAUGCUUCAUCCGCAAAAAGGCGUAGCAGGUGUGAACAACUCUGUAAACCCACAGAAAUUAGUAAAGCAAUGCUUGAUAAACUCAGUGGACACUGUAAUCAGGGUACGAAAGACCCGGAGAACUUCGUAAAUGAGCCUACCACCAGGAGCUGUGUACAUAACAGACCUACCUCAAGAAGGGGCAAGAAGAGAAGCCACAAAACCAAACAUUUGGAAGACACCCUACAGACAAAAAUGUCCCGGAAAGGUGCCUAUGACAGGCUUGAUCAUAUGAUUGUCCAGCGAAUUAAUCGGGAAAAGGAGGACCGAGAACUGGCACUAAAGCUACAAAGACAGUUUGACAGAGAAUGCCAAAAAGUGGACAGGCACAAAACGAGUCGUAACAAAUACGAACUCCGGUCCUGGGCUACAAAUGAUGGGAUGGUAGGACACAAUACACGCAGAUCAGGAAGAAUCUCCAAACGAAAUGAGCACUUUAACUACAGCUGUUAAAGUGACCUCCGGUUAUGGUAGUGUUUUAUUGUAAUGAUUUGUUGCAUUCACAAACAUUUUCUUUGUUGAGGCACUACAGGGGCUUUCUAACAUCUGGAUUAGUAUUGCAAGAUAAGGUAUUUACUUUUUUUUGAUUUUUCAUCCAAAGCAACUUGCAUUAAUCGAGUCCACCUUUAUCAGAGGUGGCCAAUCCUGUUCCUGGAGAUCUUAAAAAGUUCAGCUUAAACCCUGAUUAAACACAACUGAACCAGCUUAUUAAGAUCUUCAGGAGUGCUUGGUAAUUACAGACAGUUGUGUUGGAUCUGAACUCUGCAGGUUGAUCUCCAGGAACGGGAUUGGGCACCCCUGACCUAGAGCAAGCUGGGGUUAAGUACCUUAGCUUGGGGUAAAAUGGUGGUAGGACAAGUUUGGACUCUCAGUAACUUUCCCAUUUAUAGAGAUUUGGAUUUGAA
Molecule: messenger RNA, 2376 nt
Organism: Cyprinus carpio (common carp)
Lineage: Eukaryota; Metazoa; Chordata; Actinopteri; Cypriniformes; Cyprinidae
Product: ring finger protein 169
Biological process (GO): double-strand break repair
Cellular component (GO): site of double-strand break; nucleus
Molecular function (GO): metal ion binding; ubiquitin-protein transferase activity; nucleosome binding
Source: RefSeq, a predicted model, not a curated record